This is a messenger RNA of Salvia splendens (bonfire salvia), 3418 nucleotides long. RefSeq lists its product as uncharacterized. Lineage: Eukaryota; Viridiplantae; Streptophyta; Magnoliopsida; Lamiales; Lamiaceae. The transcript is spliced from 14 exons. The record is from RefSeq and is a predicted model, not a curated record. Bases 152 to 2821 code for a protein of 889 amino acids.
UGUCCAUUAUCUUCUCUCUCUUACCCUAGAAUUUCACUUUCCAAUUCAGUUCCCAAAUAAUUUUCCCCAAAACAAAAGGUUAAUAUUUUGUUUUAAAUUUUUAUAUACAAAUAAUACUAGCACCCAAAAAUUUUCCCUCCUUCUCUGUUAUAUGGCAUUUCAUGUCGCCUGUCCAAUUACCUGCCGGCGGAUAUGUUUCUGCGCUUUGGGUUUUCCGCGGAGGUUGCAGAGCGAGAAGGGGAGGGGCGAUUUCUUGCAGGAGGUUCAUGCGAUUGAUCGUUUCUUGAGUGAUCCAUGGCUGAUUAAGGCCAGGGAGAAUGCCACGGUGCAGGUUCAGGUCCCCAAGGUGGCGGUUAAAUCGCCUGCUUCGCUGCCUCCACGCCUGCAAUUUGGGGGCGAGGAGGCGGAGGCUCCUGCAGCUUCGGCUCAGCUGAAGAGGGUGAAGCUGCAGAAGCAAGGUGCUGCUGCGUCGAUUGUUGGAGAGGAUUACUCGAGGAGGUUUGGGUCUGGUGAUUUGGUGGUAUCUGCAAAAGAUGCUGAGCAAGGCCACUCUAAUUCCAAGGUAGUGUGCCAGCUAUGCUUCUCUGGUGAAAAUGAAGGAAGUGAAAGGGCAAGAAAGAUGCUAUCUUGCAAAAGUUGUGGGAAGAAGUAUCACAGGAGCUGUCUGAAAGCUUGGUCUCGAAAUAGAGAUCUUUUUCACUGGAGUUCUUGGACUUGCCCCUCUUGUCGAAUUUGUGAGGUCUGCCAAAAAACUGGAGAUCCAAAUAAGUUUAUGUUCUGUAAGAGGUGCGAUGGUGCACUCCACUGUUACUGUCAGCAACCUCCGCAUAAGAAUGUUGGCUAUGGGCCAUACUUAUGCCCGAAGCAUACAAAUUGCCACAGUUGCGGUUCCUCUGUCCCUGGAAAUGGCCUAAGUGUGCGGUGGUUUUUGGGGUAUACUUGUUGUGAUGCUUGCGGAAGAUUGUUUGUCAAGGGAAACUAUUGCCCUGUCUGUUUGAAGGUAUAUAGAGAUUCCGAGUCAACUCCAAUGGUUUGUUGUGAUAUCUGUCAACACUGGGUGCACUGUCCUUGUGAUGGCAUCAGUGAUGCAAAAUAUAUGCAAUUUCAAGUCGAUGGAAAUCUCCAAUAUGCUUGUCCUGCAUGCCGUGGAGAAAGCUGCCAGGUUAAGAAUCCUGAGGAGGCUGUCCAGGAACUUUGGAAACGGAGAGAUGAAGCUGAUAGGGAUUUGAUAGCCAGCUUGAGAGCAGAUGCUGGGUUGCCUACACAGGAAGAAAUUUUUGACAUCUCACCUUUUUCAGAUGAUGAAGAGAGUGAUCCUGCAUCACGAAAGAAUGAAUAUAACCGUUCUUUGAAGUUUUCCCUCAAAGGGCGGGAUGAAAAAUCACCAAGGAGUAAAGAAUAUGGAAAGAAAUCUUCAAAAAAGAAGUAUGGCAAGAAAAAGGGAAAUGAAAUAUCUUUUACCAAUGGAACCAACACAGAGAAUUUUGGCAGACACACUGAUGGUCAACCUUUUGGGUAUAAAAGCAGUGAUAACAAGAAUGAAAAAAUUCAAUUUUCUGAAGAGCAUGCAACUUCUUCCUCUGGAGCUGGAAUCUUAAGUGAAGCAAUCAGUGAGGCUGCAAUCUCUAAUCACAAACAUGUUGAUGAGGUGAUUGUAGCUGCUGGAACUAAGACAUCCAGGACUAUCAAAAUAAAGAACAACAAACCUCAGAGUUUGACUAAUAGCGAGGAUAGUCCUAGUGGAAUGCUGAAAACUGGGCAGGGCCCAAAGCUUGUCAUACAUUUGGGUGGCCGAAAUAGGAAUGCAAAUAGUCCUCCUACAUCUGAAGCUUCCAGUUUAAAAAAAGGGCGAUAUUCAAAUGUGGGCACUGAAGAUGCGAGUCAACUGAAAUAUAAUGAGAGCAUUGAGAGGGCCAGCACUACAACUACUUAUGGGGAUACAAAAGAUCACAAAAUGAACCAUGCUGGUCAAAUCAAAAGCUCCAAAUUGCAAGAAAAAGAGGGCCCGUUGAUAAAGCUCAAAAAUGUCAACUCAGAAUCCUCUAACAUCAGCUUAAAACACGCAGGAGGAUUUUCAAAGGCAUUUGAAUCUGAUAAUCCACAGGGUGCACAUUCUUUGCUGGGUAAUAGAACUACUGAAGAUGGUGCAUCAGCAAGGAGGGGACCAGAAUUCCCAGGUACUCGGAGGAACAAACAUUCUUCAAUCAAGAGUGGAGAUGAUGUGCCUACCAUGUCUAGUGAGUUGGUUGAAGUUGAAGAAAAUAGUAGCUUUCCGCCCAUGUCACAGGCUUCUUCAGAGGGCCACAAGCCUCAUUUGAUAUUUAGAAUUCCAAAGAACUCAAACACGGGAAAUCAAAAUGAUCAAGGUAAUAUGAGUAAUGCAGAUUCUCUGCGACUAUCUGGAAAGGGGGAUAUCACUUAUACCAGGGGUCAAAGGUCGAAGAGAAGGAGACCAGCACUGGGUGACGGAGACACAUCUCAGCAGCAUGAAGAUAACACAAUAAAGGAGUUUACUGAUGCCAACUGGAUACUUCAAAAAUUGGGGAAGAAUGCUGCUGGGAAAAGAAUUGAGAUUCAUCAGUCAUCCAACGAUAGCUGGUCCGCCGGUGCUCUCAACAUUCACGGAUGGACUUCAAUAAACAUUUUCAUCCAACACCUCAUAUUUUUCAUACCACUUUUUGUGCAUAGUGGAACCGCGGUUGAUAUCUUUGAGGCUGAGGGUGAAUCAAUUGUAGCUGUCUCUCUAGAUGAUGGAAAGACUAAGAAUUUUGAACUUGGUAAGCAAGGAAUCCGUUUUGUUUCUCAGAAGCAAAAGCAUUGAUUCUGAUCUCACAAUGGAUUUUGAGUUCUGAAGUGAGCAGUAAUGGAAAAAAAAGAUACUCUUAUACACACCGUGCUUCUAUGAUACAAUUGCAUGGUGUGUUGACUGAAGCUUCGAGAAGGAGCGAAUGGCUCCUCUUUUUUCCUUCUCUCGAGCCAUUCUCUCUUUUGCGUGAAUCCUUUCUCAGCCAGAUGAUGUUGUUCAGAUAGCAGGCACUUUGCAGGAAAGAGCCAUUUGUGCCCAUAGUUUGAGUUACGUGACGAAUGCAUGACUUCCUGCACUCUGUCAAUGUCACUGAAAAAUGCGGAGAAAGGAACAAUGUUGUAACCUUAAAUGCUUAAUCCAUUCCUGCUUCUAGCUGAACAAGUUACUUUUCUAUUGAUAAGCAGUGUAUUUGCCAUUAUCCUGAAAUUGUGUGAUGAGUUGGAAGUUGGAACGUUUACUGUGAAAAUGUUGAAAAUUUAGGUCCAGAAUAUUGCAAAAUAUGGCUCUACCUUAUGACCAAUGGCUCAAUCUUGGGUUAGAAGGGAGUUUUCAUUUUGCAAAUGAUUUGAAUGACAAUUGGGUUAGAAAGGGAGUUUUUAAUUUGUACCGAUU